Messenger RNA from Pundamilia nyererei, 1367 nucleotides. Its product is annotated as N-acetyllactosaminide beta-1,3-N-acetylglucosaminyltransferase 3-like. The record is from RefSeq and is a predicted model, not a curated record. Gene Ontology annotation, molecular function: UDP-glycosyltransferase activity; hexosyltransferase activity. The transcript has 2 exons. Gene Ontology annotation, biological process: poly-N-acetyllactosamine biosynthetic process; protein O-linked glycosylation. Bases 31 to 1155 code for a protein of 374 amino acids. Gene Ontology annotation, cellular component: Golgi membrane. NCBI's taxonomy places the organism in Eukaryota, Metazoa, Chordata, Actinopteri, Cichliformes, Cichlidae.
GAGACUUGGCCCUCACUUCGGUCAGACAAAAUGAUCAGGGCCGGCCACAUCGAAAUUGUUAUGCUCUUAGGAUCACUUCUCUCUAUUGUUUUUUUUCUUCAAUAUUAUAGCGACACUGAAAUGUUCCGCUCACCAAAACUUGUAAAAAUGUAUAACAAUUCCUAUAAAUACUCAUUCCCAAAAUGUGAACAAAACAUGGCUGCUGCCAGAAUCUCAGGCUUCGAUGGUUUCCCUGAUAUACUUAAAGACUUUCUUUACUAUCGUCACUGUCGCUAUUUUCCCAUGAUUCUGGACCUUCCUGACAAAUGCGGAGGCAUCGAAGAACCUGAAGACAUCUUCCUUCUGCUUGUAAUUAAAAGCUCCCCCAUGCAUUAUGAACGACGUGAAGUGCUGCGAAAAACCUGGGCUCAAGAGAGGUCAUACAAAGGUUUGCGGAUUCGAAGGAUUUUCACCCUUGGAACAAUGGGUAAUAACUUUGAGAAAGAGCGAUUGAACAAACUCCUCAAAACAGAGCACCAGGAACACAAUGACAUCCUCCAAUGGGACUUUCAAGAUACAUUUUUUAAUCUCACUUUAAAGCAGGUUCUAUUCCUCAAAUGGAUGAAAAGGAACUGUCAACAAGUUAAUUUUUUGCUAAAUGGUGAUGAUGACGUUUUUGCCAAUACGGACAAUAUUGUGGACUACCUCCAUGGUCGCCGUGAAAAUAAUGGAAGCCAGCAUCUGUUUACCGGUUUUCUGAUAAAGAAUGGAUUUCCUGUAAGAUGGGACAGGAGCAAGUAUUUUGUUCCAUCUCAAGUAUAUGAAAAAAAUGUUUACCCCAACUAUUGUGGUGGUGGGGGCUUUCUUUUGUCCAGCUUUACAGCUUUAAUGAUAUAUAGCUAUUCCAAUGCCAUUCCACUUUUUCCUAUUGAUGACGUUUACAUGGGAAUGUGCCUGGAAAAAGCAAAACUGGCACCAACACCUCAUAUCGGUAUAAAGACAUUCGGAUGGUACAUUCCCUCCAAAAAAAUAGAUCAAUAUGAUCCUUGCUAUUUUAAAGAUUACCUCUUGGUACACCAAUUCUUUCCUAAUAAUAUGUACCUUAUGUGGCAUCAAAUAAAUGACCCUAAUCUGAAAUGUGGUGUCACAAAUUCGUCUAGGACGAUCCAAACUUAAACUUACGGUUAGUGAUAUUGCACUUUAUGACUUUAAGUCACAGCAAUCAUUGAAUUAUGUAAAAGUUUUAAACUGAUAUAUCACGUUUGCCCAUAUAGACAGUCAGCCAGACAGCCACUGUUACAUGAGUGACAUAAUCACAAACAGUACAUAAAAGAUUCAGUACUGAUUUUAUUUCUGAUUUGUUUUUUUGUUUUGUUUUUUAACAUGUG